AUGGCUUCAAAGCGGGUCAGGACGGCUGUAGACGGCGAACAUCUGCAAGAGAAUGUGGAAAAUUCUGGAGACGGACUUGGUUCGGCAAAUGAGAACCGACUUGCGAAACGACUUCGAGUAUCACCUGACGCCAGCAACGACCGCGUCAGAAGGUCAAUCACUCAUGAUGGCAAUUCGGGCACCGAAGAACAUGCGGAGGAUGAGGAUGAUGAGGAUGAUGCUGAGGACGAGGAAAUGAACGGCGACACCGAUACCCCCAACUCCCCGCCCCAGACGCAGUACGAAAUAAUGCGAGAUGCCGGUUUCAAACACCUGCAAAAUACAGACAAAGACGACCUGCAAGCUACACAGAAGCUCAAACUUCGCCCGACUAAUGUUGGCCAGAAUAUGGCAGCGGAGAGCGGUAUUAUUGAGAGUAUCACCUGCUACAACUUCAUGUGCCAUGAGCGGUUACAUGUGGAGCUUGGUCCCCUGAUCAACUUCAUCGUUGGCGAAAACGGCAGCGGCAAGAGCGCAGUGCUGACCGCACUAACGCUGUGUCUUGGAGGGAAAGCAAGCGAUACCAAUAGGGGGGGUAGUCUGAAGUCCUUCGUGAAGGAAGGUCAGGCUCAUGGCAGCCUUGUGGUCAAGAUAAAGAAUGCCGGAUCAGAUUCAUACCAGCAUGAUAUCUACGGGGAUUCUAUUCUUGUCGAGCGCCAUUUUUCCAAAACCGGAAGCAGUGGCUUCAAGAUAAAAAAUGACCAGGGCCGAGUUAUAUCCACAAAGAAGCAAGAAGUGGAUGAAAUAUCCGAAUGGUAUGCUCUGCAAAUGGGCAACCCGCUGACUGUGCUCUCCCAAGAUAAUGCCAGACAAUUUCUCAACUCCGCGACUCCCACACAAAAAUACAAGUACUUUGUGUCAGGUGUUCAAUUGGAACAGCUUGAUAACGACUAUAAAAUGUCUCAAGACACAUUGGACAGAACCAUCACACUGAGAGAUGACUUGGGCGACAAGAUUAACCAUGUCAAAAAGGAGAUGGAGGACGCCCAACGCCUAGCCGAGACCGUACAAAGGAACAAUAGCCUGCGGGAAAGGGCUCGACACUACCGGAAUCAACUUGUCUGGUCGCAGGUUGUGGAACAAGAACAAGCAUUAGAACGGCAAGGGACCGAGUUGGAGACUCGAAAGCAACGCAUACACCAGCUGAAACAAAAUUGUGAGAACAUGACAAAGGCACUAGACGAUGUCAUACAGAAACUUGAGCGGGCAAACACAGCUCGAGAAGGGCUGAAUGACGAUUACACUGCGAUGGAGGGGACUAUUGCAUCUGUAGAGGCGGCAUAUGUUGGAGCCAAGAAAGACCUGACAGAGCUGCAUCUUGAAGAGCGGGAUGCCUUCAGCAGGCUCAAGACGGUGAAGGCUGACAUUGAAACAUAUGAAGCAAAAAUUCGAGAAGAGGAGGAACGGCUCGUUGAAUCUUCUGGGUCUGCCCGUGCGGAAAAGGAAGCAGAGCACAAGCGAGCCCAAGCUCGUGAGGCAGACCUCAACCAACAGAUCAAAGAUUGUACGCAACAACUACCAGGUUUCCAAUCCAGAGUUGUAGAAAUCGAGCAGACUAUGAAGAAACAUCAACGCCACAGGGAUCAGAAAAAGAAAGAUAUUGUUGCUGCCCAACAAGGAGUUAGAGAACUCGAGAAGAGUACCGGGUCCAUCUAUGAUGGAUUCGAUACCGACAUUAAGCAGCUUGCGAGAACUGUUGCAGCAGAAUCAGAAUUUGACAGCAAGCCGUUAGGACCUCUGGGCGCUCAUAUCAAGCUGAUUAAGCCGGAAUGGUCGGGCAUCCUAGAGAAGACACUCGGAGAAGCCUUGAACGCCUUUGUUGUACAAAGCAAAAAGGACCAAUCUCGUCUGUCAGGCCUGAUUCGUCAAUCUGGCAUGAAAAAGCCUCCGCCAGUGUACAUUGCAUAUGGGGGACGGAUUGAUACGAAGUCCCAAGAACCCGCCGACGAGUUUGAUUCAAUUUUACGCGUGCUGGAGUUUGAUGAAGAACUAGUUCGGUCCCAGUUGAUCAUUAAUAACCAGAUUGAGAAAGUUAUUCUCGUGGAGGACCGAGUACGGGCUGAAGAAAUCAUGAUUGACAACGGCCCCCCUCGAAAUGUCGCUGCGUGCAUAUGCUUUCACGAUGGAAAGGGGAAAAGGGGGCAAGGACUACGAAUCACGAAUCGAGGCGGCACGAUAGGAACUAGCCCUGUGAUCCCAUCGAGUAUGCGGCCCCGGAUGCAAUCCGAUGCUGCUCGGCAACUGGCUCUACAAAAGGAAAAUCUGAAGCAACUGGGACUGGAGCUGAGGGAUGUGAAUGUGGAGGAGCGGCUAGCCACGCAAGCUCUUCAAAAAGCCAAGUCAGAGUUGGAAAAUAAGAAAAAGAGCAUCAAAACGCUCGAAAAUGAUCUUCGUCGAACUCAAGCUGACAUAGAGAAGGCCGCAGAGGAACUGGACAGCUUUGAGGGUGUAGAUGAUCGUCUAUAUCUGCUGCGUUCUGAGCUAAAAGCUAAGCAGACAGAGGAAACCCAGCUUGGCAACCAGUAUGGCAACCUCAAAUUAGCAAAGCGAGAGCUCGGAGCCAAAUCCGAUGCGGCCAAGAGAAAUCUCGAUGCAGCAAGGGAUGAGCAAAAGGACUUCCAAAAUCGUGUCAAUAAAUCGGACGCGAAGAUUCAAAGUUAUGAUUCAAUGAGACGGAUAGCUGUAUCCAAGAAAAACGAUGCGUUCGAAAAGGUUGAUAUUGAGCAAUUUGAGCUGAAUCGGGCUGAGUCAAAGCGGGACGAAAAGGCCGACCAAGUCCAAGACUUCGUCCGACAAGCUGAAGAGGUAGCACCUGGUCGUGUACACAUCCCAGAGGGCGAGGAUUACCAAAGUAUCGAGAAGAAGUACGAAAAAAUAUGUGAGCAGCUUGCUCAGCGCGAGGCUAGAAUUGGAGCAUCCGAUCAACAGAUAUAUGAUCGUGCAAACGAAGCCACCUCUAAAUACGAGAGCGUCAUGCGACAGACACAAGAUGUUGAUGAAACGAUCAUGUCCCUAAAGCGUGCCAUUGAGCACAGACUUCAUCUGUGGCGACAAUUUCAACGGCAAAUUAGUGCUCGAAUACGAAUUCAGUUCAAUUAUCUGCUUAGUGAACGCGGGUUUCGUGGUAAAAUUGACCUCGACCAUCGUGGAAGAAAGGUUACCAUCCAUAUUGAACCAGAUGAGACCAGGAAAAGCUCUGCGGGUCGGAAUACCAAGACCCUAUCUGGCGGCGAGAAAUCAUUUUCUUCGAUUUGCAUGCUAUUAUCAGUCUGGGAAGCAAUUGGCUCCCCAAUCCGAUGCUUGGACGAAUUUGAUGUAUUCAUGGACAAUGUUAACAGAGCCAUUAGUACUAACAUGCUGGUGGAUGCGGCUCGUCGCUCCGUCUCCAGACAAUACAUCUUGAUCACUCCAAAUGCCAUUGAGGGCCGGGCCCGCCUUGACAAAGAUGUCAAAAUUAUUCGGUAUUACUUCACAGCCAAAUUACAUCACAAGGAUUAUACAUACUGA
Molecule: messenger RNA, 3546 nt
Organism: Pochonia chlamydosporia 170
Lineage: Eukaryota; Fungi; Ascomycota; Sordariomycetes; Hypocreales; Clavicipitaceae
Product: DNA repair protein Rad18
Exons: 3
Coding region: 1-3546 (1181 amino acids)
Biological process (GO): double-strand break repair via homologous recombination
Cellular component (GO): site of double-strand break; Smc5-Smc6 complex; nucleus
Molecular function (GO): single-stranded DNA binding; ATP hydrolysis activity; damaged DNA binding
Source: RefSeq, a predicted model, not a curated record